CUGCGUUAGGAGUCGCGGAUCUGAGAGGGAGGAGACUUUGAGCUGGGGCCGGUCCUGCUGCUCGUUGACCCUAGCUACCGUUUCUCCUGCCGAGGCUUUCGUGGGGCCCCGGAGCGGGGGGCGGGCGUCCGGGACUGGGCGGGGGUGGAGGGCUGGGAGCGCGGACGGCUCGGAGGGCGGGAGCUGAGCGUGUGAGUGCGUGUGUGGAGCCGCCCCGGGAGCCGGUGCUGAGACGGAGAGUGCCCCGGGGCUGCGCUGGGAAGGCGGGCGUCGUCCCAGAGCGAUGAGCGGGGCGGCUGGCCCGGGGGCCUCGCCGGGGCUGCGCGGGGGCGAGCCAGCGGCGGCGAAGCCGGGCCGCUGCGUGGGGCCCAGCCGGUCCGGGCGCGCAGUCCGGCGGCCGUGGGGGAAGAGAUGGGGUGCAGGGACGUCCCGAGGCCGCGGAGCGAGGCGCCGGGCGAGGUCCUUGGUGCGGGAGGCGCGCUGUGUGAGUGCGGACAGGCUGCAGGCCUGUCGGCGGCCGUGGGGGAGAAGACACGCAGCGGGGACAGCCCAGGCCGCCGGGGCGAACGAGGCUGCGGCGACCCCUGGCACCGCAGGCUCGAUGGAGGCUGCAAGGGACCUUGGGACUGUGUGGGUGAACGGGGCUGUGGGGGAACCCCAGGUGGUGGGGCCUGUCGGCUCUGUGUGGGUGACUGGCAGUGGCGGGGAGGAGGAGACGGUUUACAGGAGCCCCCGGGGCUGUGAGAGAAAAGGUCGUCCGGGAUCUCUGGGGCAUGAGAGCAUUCUGGAACUGUGGUUGAAGGUGCAGGCUAUGAGAGCAGCUUCAGGAUGUGGGGAAGGAAGCAGGGUCGAGCUCCAUCCUGUGUCUGCAGGAGAAGGGCCGGUUGAAGGGGGGGUUCCUGGCCGGGCUUCGUGGGUAGAGACCAGCCGUGGUGGUCUCACUGGACCGUGGGUGAAAGGACAGGCCAGGGCAGUUCCCCGGGCCGCAGCAGUAGCUGUAGCUCCAGGCCCAGGGGCAGGCUGUGAGAGGGCCUCAGGCUUGUGUGCGCAGGGCCAGGCUGUGAGGAUGCCACCUGUGGCUGUGCCUCGGCCUCUGGAGGCAAGUUCUGGGAUUGCCCCAUACCUGCCGGGGAGAGGACAAACCCUGGGAGUGCCUGGGCCCAUGGAAGGGAUAGGCUAUGGUGUUGCCCCGGGCUCUUGGGGAAAAGGACUGACUCUGGGGGUGCCUGGGGCCGUGGGGUGGUCUGAGGCUGUGGAGGUACCCAGAGCUGUGGAGGGAGAGCUAGGGUGUCAGGGGGCUCCAUGUCUGUGGGGGAGAGAGCAGGCAGUGCAGGUGCCUGUCUGUGGGGAUACCCCAGGCUUAUGGAGAAUGGGGCAGCCUGCCGCGGUGCUCAGAGCUGCGCGGGAGGAAGCUUGCUCUGUGGGUGUCCCAGCUGUAUGGCGGAGGAGACAAGCUAUGGAGGAGACAGGCCCCGGGGGUCUCCCUGGCCUUUGGGGCCCUGGACAACCCGUAGAGGUGCCUUGUGCAAUUGAAGAGGGAGUGAGAUGUGGGGGUGACCCAGAAUUCCAGGAAAGGGGACAGGCUGUGUGGGUAGAGACAGGUUCUAGAGGCGACUCAGAGUCACGGGAAGCUGCACGGACUGCAGAAGUGUCUGGUCAUGAUGAGCAGGGGGCAGGUCCUGGGGGUGCUCCAGGCCUGUGGGGUAUAGGACAGGCUAUGGGAGUGCCUCGGGCUCUGGGGACAGAGACAGGCUGUGGGAGUGUCUCGGGUCUGUGGGAGACAGAACAGCCUGUGGAGGCGUCCCAGUCUGUGGUGGUACCGGGAGCCAUGGGAGAACAGACCAGCUGCGGUGAUGUCCCAGGCUUGUGGGCUAGGCAGCAGGCUCUGGGGGUGUCUCCAGCUGACGCGGUGCCGGAGAUUGUUGGGGAGGAGACAUGCGGUGGGAAUGUCUUAAAUCUGUGGGAAAGGAGGCGGGCUGUGGGGGAGCAAGAGGCUCUGGGGCAUGCAGCUUUAGGGGGACCUGAGUCUGUGGAUCAGGAGACUGGCUGUGGGGAUGCUUCAUGUCUGUGUGCAAGGAGACAGGCUGUGGGGUUGUCUGAGGCAGUGGGGGUGCCGGAGGCAGCAGGUAUGUCCAAGCACAGGAGUGCCCCAGCAGGGGUGCCCGUAGCUGUGUGUGCACCUGAGUCUGGAAGCGUACCUGCCAGGGUGCCUGCCGCUGUGUGGGUGUCUGGCUCUGUGUGUCAGGAAAGCAGCUCCAGGGAUGACUUGAACCUGUGGGGAGGGGUUCUUACUGCCAGGAUACCCGUGGCUCCCCAGGAGCUGUGGUCUGUGGGAGAGGAUGCUGGUUGUGAGGCUUUCCCAGGAUCAUGGGGAAGGAGACAGAGUGCCAGGGUUCCUGUGGCUGCUGAGGUGCCCACGGCUUCUAGGGCACCUGGUCCCCUGGAGGUGGAGACUGGUUCUGGGAGUUUGUCAUGCUUGCCAGGGAGGAGACAGACUGCAGGAGUACCUCUGACUGCAGGGGUACCCACGGCCGCUGGGGUGCCCGUGGCUCUCCGGCCUCCUCAGCCUGUGCAGGAGGAGGCUGGUUCUGGAGGUGUCUCGAGCUUGUGGCGGGAGAGAGAGACAGUGUGGGCACCCACAGAUGCCAAGGAUCCCACCAGGAUGGGGAUGGCCACCACUGUCAUGGUGCCUGGGCCCAUGGGGGAGAAGAUGGGCCCUGGGGGCAUCUCACGCUUGGCAGGAGGGAGACAGGCUGCAGGAGCACCCAUGGCUAUGGGGGUGCCUGGGCCUGUGGGGGAGGAGAUGCUCUCUGGGAGUCUCUUGGGCUUAUCAGGAAGCAGACAGACUGCUGAGAUGCCAGCGGCUGGCAGCGUUUCCAUGGCUGUGGGGGUGCCUACAGCUGCUGGGGCCCUGGGGCCACUGGUGGGUGAUGCUGGCUCUGAGGAUGGCUCAGGUGUAUGGGGAAGGAGACAGGCAACUGAGGUGCCCACUGCUGCUAGGGCUUCAGGACCUGUGGACAGGGAGACUGGCUCUGAAGGUCUCGCAGGCCUGUGGAGAAGGAGACCCGAUAGAGCCGUCCCUGAGGCUGUGAGGGUACCUCUGUCUUUGGGGGUGCUUGCAGCUGUAGGAGUUCCCAUGGCAGGGCGCGAGCCUGCUGCAGUGUGGGUGACUGGGUCUGCAGGAGAAGAACCCAGUGUGGCUAUCUCCAGCCUCACGGUGGGGAGGAGACAGUCCACAGAGGGCCCCGGGGCUCCAGUGGGGGAGAUGGGAGGUAGAAGUGUCCUGGGGCUGGCAGGGAGGAGCCAGGCAGUGGGGGUGUCUUACACCUGUGGGCAUGGGACCAGGUUAUGGAGCUACUCUAGGUCUGCGGAGGAAGAACCGGACUAUGAGAACGUGGCAAGAGUGUCCAGGACAGGCACGGCUGUGGGGGUGGAUGAAGCUGAGGAAGUGCCCCCUGCUUCAAGGGAGGAGACAGGCAUUGGCCGCUUCAGAGAUCAUGCACAGCAGGGUGGGAGGAGACAGGCUGGAGGAGGGUCUAGAAUCAGAGCGAGGGGGAACAGUUCGGGGGAAAAUGAUGAGGGGGAGGACAGAUUGAGGGGGGUAUUCCAGCAGCAUAUGUAGGGAGCAAGUUGGGGCACCC
Messenger RNA from Hippopotamus amphibius kiboko, 3641 nucleotides. RefSeq names its product collagen alpha-2(I) chain. The transcript has a single exon. NCBI's taxonomy places the organism in Eukaryota, Metazoa, Chordata, Mammalia, Artiodactyla, Hippopotamidae. The coding region runs from base 284 to 3622 and encodes 1112 amino acids. The record is from RefSeq and is a predicted model, not a curated record.